Cooperia oncophora is the source of this 420-nucleotide messenger RNA. The record is from the annotation of a GenBank genome assembly. Lineage: Eukaryota; Metazoa; Nematoda; Chromadorea; Rhabditida; Trichostrongylidae.
CUGUUAUACACAUAUCUAGGUACUGUUCAGGGAGCAAGUAAUGGAGAUUUGUUGAACUUGGCAGCAGAGUAUGCCGAUAAAGGCGCACAGUGCCUGGAAGCAGCAAAUUUGGAACAAAGCAAAGAGAACAUGUUAUGGCUACAAUCCUGGGAUGCUUUUAUGGUGAAUUGGGUUGGACGACCACUUGUGGAAAGUCAAGAGUUGAAGACUCUCAUUCGCACGGGAAUCCCUGAAGCAUAUCGAUCACGGGUUUGGAAGGGGUUGAUACAACUCACUAUGAAGGAAAAAAUAACGGAAUUGGGAAAUGGAUAUUAUAGCAGUAUGCUCCGCAAAACUCUCACUCAGCAGGAGAAUGGGGUUUACGACACUUCCAUUAAGCAGGUUAGGCUCAUAUUGUGUUACAGAAAUAGUUCUUACUAA